AUGGAGGCGUUGGUAGGCGGCAACUCUUCGACCGCGGCAGCGGUUACCUUCAUUACAUUCGUGCAAGACCUCAAGAAGAAGACGAAAACAUGGGGCCCCAUGAUAGAACUCUGCGCCUCGGGAGAGAAGACGCUCGAACGAUUCCGAUACCAGUUUCCCGAAGACUGGCUGUACAGCGACCAGCUGCGUGGAGAAUGGAGUGCUUACAACGAGAUUCUGAAGAGGAAGAAUGACUCUAUCCAAGAGCAACUUGCUGGUCUACAGCUCAAGAUUGUCGCGGAGGACAAGAUCAUAGAGAACAAGAUUAACGACGUCCUCACCGAAUGGGAGCAAACCCGUCCCGUGAAUGGUAACAUGCGCGCCGAUACGGCUAUGAACACCAUCAACGUUUUUGAAGGCAAAUUGACCCGAGUACAAGACGAGUACGACCUCCUCUGUCGUGCUAAGGAAGCCCUUGACCUCGAACUUAUACGCCACACGCGUCUCGAGCCCGUCUUUGAGGAACUUCGUGACCUGAAGGCCGUCUGGACAGCACUCUCCGGUAUCUGGAGUCAGAUCACGGAGCUUAGAGAGAUGGCGUGGGCGACGGUGCAGCCGAGGAAGCUCAGACAGCAUAUAGACGGGUUGUUGAACAGCACGAAGGACAUGCCAACAAGGAUGAGGCAGUACGCUGCGUUUGAGUACGUGCAGGAGGUGUUGAGAGGAUUAUUGAAGUCGAACGCCAUCGUUGGAGAGUUGAAGAGCGAUGCGUUGAAGGAUCGCCACUGGAAGCAGUUGUUCAAAGUGUUGAGGAUGCCUACGCAACCGAGUCUGACUUUGAUGACGCUCGGGACAGUUUAUGACUUGGACUUGAAGAAGAACGAGAGCUUGAUCAAGGAGGUCAUCGUGCAGGCUCAAGGGGAGAUGGCUCUGGAGGAGUAUAUCAGACAGGUCAAGGAGAUCUGGACCAACUACACGCUCGACUUGGUCAACUACCAGAACAAAUGCCGACUGAUCAGAGGCUGGGACGACUUGUUCAACAAGUGCAGUGAGAACUUGAACUCGUUGGUAGCCAUGAAACUGUCUCCAUACUACAAAGUCUUCGAGGAAGAGGCAAGUUCUUGGGAGGAGAAGCUCAACAGGAUCCACGUUCUGUUCGACGUCUGGAUCGACGUGCAGCGUCAAUGGGUGUACUUGGAAGGUAUCUUCUCAGGAAGUGCCGACAUCAAGCAUCUCCUUCCCGUCGAAACUGCACGUUUCCAGAACAUCAACACCGAGUUCUUAUCCGUCAUGAAGAAAGUGUACAAGUCGCCAUUCGUUCUCGAUGUCAUGAACAUCCAGCAGAUUCAGAAGUCCCUCGAGCGACUCGCCGACUUACUCAACAAGAUCCAGAAGGCACUCGGCGAAUAUCUCGAGCGAGAGCGUGCGUCGUUCCCUCGGUUCUACUUCGUCGGAGACGAGGAUCUUCUCGAGAUCAUUGGUAACAGCAAGGACAUCCUUCGAAUCAUGAAGCAUCUCAAGAAGAUGUUUGCUGGUAUCUCAACCAUCAGGCUUGACGAUGACUUGACAGAGAUUCAGGGCAUGUCGUCGAGAGAAGGAGAGGAGGUUCCCUUCUCGGAACCUAUACUGCUGAAAGACUUCCCGAAGAUCAACGACUGGUUGGCCAAGAUCGAGUCGUCGAUGAGAGUCUCAUUGGCGAAUCUGCUGUGCAAUGCCGUUGCGGAGCUACAGGAGUUCUACGGAUUGGGCUCGACCGUGCCCAUGGGCAGAUUUUUGGAGUGGGUCGAGAAGUUCCCCGCUCAGCUCGUCACCCUCGCUAUCCAAGUCGCUUGGACCAACUCCAUCGAAGUCGCCUUUGAGAGUUCUCAGUCCCUCGAAGGUCCUCUCGACACCGUCAGCAGCAGUCUCGACUUGCUAGCCGACGUUGUGCUCACCGAGCUCAAGCCUGUCACCCGUCGCAAGUGCGAGCACCUCAUCACCGAACUCGUCCACCAGCGUGACGUUACCCGUCAGCUCAUUCAACAACGCGCCACCGACAACAGCGCCUUCUCAUGGCUUUACCAGAUGCGUUACUACCUCGACCGUAAUGCCUCAGAUCCCCUCGAAUGCCUCGCAAUUCGUGUCGCGGACGCUUCCUUCCCCUACGGCUGGGAAUAUCUCGGUGUCCCAGACCGCCUCGUGCAGACGCCGCUCACUGAUCGCUGCUAUCUCACCCUUACCCAAGCUUUGGACAACCAGCUCGGUGGUGCUCCAUUCGGUCCUGCAGGAACCGGGAAGACAGAGUCCGUCAAAGCGCUUGGUGUUCAACUCGGACGAUUCGUACUUGUCUUCUGUUGUGACGAGACGUUCGAUUUCCAAGCUAUGGGUCGUAUUUUCGUCGGUCUUUGUCAGGUCGGAGCGUGGGGAUGUUUCGACGAGUUCAAUAGGUUGGAGGAGAGGAUUUUGAGUGCCGUUAGUCAGCAGGUGCAGAGCAUUCAGCAGGGUUUGGCUGCGUUGGUGAAGAACCCGAAUGCGGAGAUUGAGUUGGUGGGAAAGAACUUGAAGAUCAACAAGAACAUCGGUAUUUUCAUCACGACUAACCCUACAUAUGCCGGUCGGUCUCAACUCCCUCCCAAUUUGACCAAGCUGUUCAGACCGAUGGCCAUGACCCGUCCCGACCGAGAGCUUAUCGCUCAAGUCAUGCUGUUCUCCCAGGGUUUCCGUACCGCCGAAUCUCUCGCUUCGAAAAUUGUUCCCUUCUUCAACCUUUGCGACGAGCAACUCUCCCCGCAGCCCCAUUACGACUUCGGUCUCCGUGCACUCAAGGCCGUGCUUGCCAGUGCUGGUAUUUUGAAACGUGAACGUCUCCAGGCAGCUCGAGAGGCUGGUGAGGAAGCUGAUGUCGGGGGAUUGUCGAACUCUGUCGCGGAGCAGGUCAUCGUGAUCCAGAGUGUCACCGAGACCAUUGUUCCCAAAUUGGUUGCAGACGAUGUGCCGCUAUUGACGAGCCUUCUCGCAGAUGUGUUCCCAGGUACCGACUACGUCCCAGUCGACCUCGAUGCCCUUCGCGAGCAGAUUGGGAUCGUCUGCAAGGAGCGACGUCUUGUGGAGGGUGAUCGUUGGGUGGAGAAGAUCCUUCAGCUCUACCAGAUCCAAAAGAUUCAGCACGGUCUCAUGAUGGUCGGCUCCUCUGGAAGCGGGAAGACAAAUGCCUGGCAGGUCUUGCUCAAGGCACUCGAGCGAUUGGACGGCGUCGAGGGUAUUUCGUAUGUCAUUGACCCGAAGGCGAUGCACAAGGAUGCGCUGUACGGAACGCUUGACCAGACCACUCGUGAGUGGAACGAUGGUCUGUUCACUCACGUUCUGCGGAAGAUCGUGGAUGAUGUCCGUGGUGAGAGUGGCAAGAGGCAUUGGAUCAUCUUUGACGGUGAUGUCGACCCGGAGUGGGUCGAGAAUUUGAACAGUGUGCUGGACGACAACAAGCUUUUGACGCUUCCCAACGGCGAACGUCUCAAUCUCCCAUCAAACGUUCGCAUCAUGUUCGAAGUCGAGCACCUUCGCUACGCCACUCUGGCCACUGUCAGCCGUUGCGGUAUGAUCUGGUUCAGUGAGGACGUCGUGGAACCAUCCAUGGUCUACCGUCAAUACCUGGAUUCACUUUCUUCGACUCCCUUGGACGCCGAGGAUGAUGAAGCGUUCGAAGGCAUAGGGCGUCGUGCCGAUGAAGCUGCAAACGAGGCCAUGAGCGCCAACUUGAUGACGCAGAGGCAAGUUGCAGGGCUCCUCGAACCUUACUUCGCAGAAGGCGAGUUGGUCAGCUCUGCGCUGGAGUAUGCUUCUACUAUGGAGCAUAUCAUGGAUUUCACUGCGACUCGCGCCCUCAACACCCUCUUCUCGCUCAUUAACAAGACGGUCCGCAACAUCCUCGAGUAUAAUGCCCAACAUUCCGAUUUCCCCCUCUCUGCGGAACGCGUUGAACAGUAUGUUAGCAAACGAUUACUUGUCAGCAUCAUCUGGGCAUUCUCCGGUGACUCGAAACUCGAUCUUCGCGCGGAGCUCGGCGAGUUCCUCACCAAGCAGACCGGAAUCGACUUACCUCCACUUGGACCAGGAAGUUCUCUUAUCGACUUUGACGUCCAGACUAAUAGCGGAGAGUGGUCAGCAUGGGCUGCGAAGGUCCCUACCAUCGAGAUCGAGGCACAGGCCGUCACCGCUUCAGACGUCGUGGUGCCUACCAUGGAUACUGUCCGUCACGAGGAGGUCCUCUACUCAUGGCUUUCAGAGCACAAACCUCUCAUGCUCUGUGGUCCUCCCGGUUCAGGAAAGACCAUGACGCUCUUCAGUGCUCUGCGCAAACUACCAGACAUGGAGGUCGUCGGCCUGAACUUCUCCAGUGCCACGACACCGGAGCUCAUCCUGAAGACCUUCGAGCAGUACUGCGAGUACAGGAAGACGCCCAAUGGAGUCAUCCUCGCUCCUAUCCAGCUCGGUCGUUGGUUGGUCGUAUUCUGCGAUGAGAUCAAUUUGCCGGCUGCAGAUAAAUAUGGCACGCAGAGGGUCAUCUCGUUCAUCCGCCAGCUGGUCGAGUGCGGUGGUUAUUGGAGAACGACCGACAUGGCCUGGGUCAAGUUGGAGCGGAUUCAAUUUGUCGGUGCUUGCAACCCUCCUACAGACCCUGGUCGUGUUCCUCUCAGUCACAGGUUCCUUCGACACGCUCCUCUUGUCAUGGUCGACUACCCUGGAGAGGUGUCACUCAAGCAGAUCUACGGGACUUACACCCGCGCCUUGCUCAAGGUCGUACCCAACCUUCGUGGCCACGCCGAACCUCUCACGGAUGCGAUGGUGUCGUUCUACCUGGCCUCGCAGAAGCGCUUCACAACCGAUGUGCAAGCUCACUAUGUCUAUUCUCCUCGUGAGCUCACUCGUUGGGUACGUGGUAUCUACGAGGCAAUUCGUCCCCUGGAGUUGCUUUCAGUCGAAGGGCUUGUUCGUGUAUGGGCACAUGAGGCUCUGCGUCUUUUCCAAGAUCGUUUGGUCUCCGAAGAUGAAAAACAGUGGACCGACGAUAACAUCGAUAUGACCGCCAUGGAGCACUUCCCCACCAUCGACAAGAACGAAGCUCUUGCGCGUCCAAUCCUGUUCUCGAACUGGACGUCGAAGCACUACAUUCCUGUGGACAGGGAUACUCUUCGAGAGUACACCAAGGCUCGUCUGCGCGUUUUCUACGAGGAAGAGCUCGACGUUCCGCUCGUGUUGUUCAACGAUGUCCUGGACCACGUUCUCAGGAUCGAUCGUGUCUUCCGCCAGAUUCAGGGUCAUCUGCUGCUCAUUGGUGUCAGUGGUAGCGGAAAGACUACCUUAUCACGUUUUGUCGCAUGGAUGAAUGGUCUCAGCAUCUUCCAGAUCAAAGUCUCGAACAAGUACACCGGUGACGAUUUCGACGAGGAUUUGCGAACGGUCCUUCGGCGCGCUGGAACCAAGGGGGAGAAGAUUUGCUUCAUCAUGGACGAGUCGAACGUCCUUGACUCUGGUUUCCUUGAACGCAUGAACACACUCUUGGCCAACGCCGAAGUUCCAGGUCUAUUCGAAGGCGAUGAACAUUCGGCAUUGAUGACCGCUUGCAAGGAAGGCUCGCAACGCGAUGGUCUCAUGCUGGACUCUCACGAAGAAUUGUAUCGCUGGUUCACUCAACAAGUCGCGAAGAAUCUCCACGUCGUCUUCACCAUGAAUCCUCCGGAGAACGGUUUGGCGUCUCGUGCUGCGACCUCUCCCGCCUUGUUCAAUCGUUGCGUGCUCGAUUGGUUCGGUGACUGGUCCGAUCAGGCCUUCUUCCAAGUCGGCAUGGAGUUUACACACACACUCGACUUGGACCUGUCGUCAUACUCGCCGCCGGCGAUCUUCCCCAUCGCGUACAGGGAGCUGGUUAUGCCGCCUGUUCAUCGUACGGCUGUGGUCAAUGCUUUGGUGCACGUCCAUAUGUCGCUAUACAAUAUCAAUCAACGCCUCAGCCGUCGCCAAGGCCGUUACAACUACGUUACCCCUCGUCACUAUCUCGAUUUUAUCAACCACUACGUCCGCCUAUACAGCGAGAAGCGCGACGAGCUGGAGGAGCAGCAACGCCAUCUUCAUGUCGGUCUCGAUAAGCUUCGAGACACUGUCACCCAAGUCGAGGACCUUCGGAAGAGUCUUGCCAUCAAGCGUACUCAACUGGAGGCGAAGAACGCAGAGGCCAACGAGAAGUUGAAGCAGAUGGUUUCCGACCAGCAGGAGGCCGAGCAGAAGAAGGCCGCGUCUAUUGAGAUCCAAGCCGCGCUCGUUGAACAGGACAAGCACAUCGCGCAGCGUAGGAAUGUGGUCAUGGCUGACCUCGCGGAUGCCGAACCCGCCGUGCUCGAUGCCCAAGCCGCCGUCAGCAACAUCAAGAAACAACACCUCCAGGAAGUGCGUUCAAUGGCCAAUCCUCCCGAGGGUGUCAAAGUCGCUAUGGAGUCCGUUUGUACCGUUCUGGGCCACAAGAUCGACAGCUGGCGUACGGUGCAGGGUAUCAUUCGUCGUGACGAUUUCAUCCAGCGCAUCGUGAACUUCGACACGACCAACCAGAUGACCAAACAGCUACGUGAUCUCAUGAAGAAGGACUUCCUCAGUCGACCUUCGUUCAACUUCGAGACUGUCAAUCGUGCCAGUAAGGCUUGCGGUCCCUUGGUCAAGUGGGUGCUCGCACAAGUGAAAUUCUCUGAGAUCUUGGACAAGGUCGAGCCUUUGCGUAACGAAGUGCAAUCUCUGGAGGACCAGGCUAAGGAGACGAAGAACCAAGCCGCCACAAUCAUCACUAUGAUCGCCGAGCUGGAGGCCAGUAUCACCCGGUACAAGGAUGAAUACGCCCUGCUCAUCAGUGAGACCCAGUCCAUCAAAUCCGAGAUGGAGCGCGUCGAAGGCAAGGUCGACCGUAGUAUGAAGCUUUUGGGCAGUUUGUCGUCCGAGAGGGAACGUUGGGAGUCGGGCAGUCGUACAUUCGACGCAGAGAUGAGCACCAUCGUCGGAGACGUUCUUCUAUCCGCCGCCUUCCUCGCAUACGGUGGUUUCUUCGACCAACACUACCGUGAGGGCAUGUGGCAGGAGUGGAUGAGCCACUUGGUCGAUGCGAAUAUCAAGUUCAAGCCCGAGCUGUCCUUCACCGAGUAUUUAUCGACAGCCGACGAUCGCCUCAGCUGGCAGUCGAAGGGCUUGCCUUCCGACAACCUUCAAACGGAGAAUGCUAUCAUGAUCAAACGCUUCAGUCGAUACCCCCUCAUCAUCGACCCUACUGGUCAGGCGACGGCGUUCCUACUAAACGAGUACAAGGAUCGCAAGAUCACGGUGACUAGCUUCUUAGAUGAGGCGUUCCUGAAGGUCUUGGAAAGCGCCCUCCGAUUCGGUAACCCGCUCCUCAUUCAAGACGUCGAGCAUCUCGAUCCCAUCCUGAACGCUGUCUUGAACAAGGAGAUUCGUCGCACCGGUGGUCGUGUCCUCAUUCGUCUCGGCAGUCAAGAUAUCGACUUCUCGCCUUCCUUCACGAUGUUCUUGUCAACUCGCGACCCGUCCGUCGAAUUCUCGCCCGACAUUUGCAGUCGUGUCACCUUUGUCAACUUCACCAUGACCCGUAGCAGUUUGCAGAGCCAGUCCCUCGACCAGGUUCUCAAAGUCGAACGUCCCGAUACCGAACAAAAACGAACGGAUUUGAUGAAGGUCCAGGGUGAAUUCCGCGUCCGGCUCCGUACCCUUGAGAAGCUUUUGCUCCAAGCUCUCAACGAAUCUACAGGUAACAUCCUCGAUGACGACAAGGUUAUCGAUACGCUGGAGACUCUGAAGCGCGAAGCAGCGGAGAUCACUCGCAAGGUCGAGGAGACGGAUAUCAUCAUGCGUGAGGUUGAACAGGUCACUGCCGAGUACCUCCCCUUGGCCCAGGCAUGCAGCGCUGUCUUCUUCAUCCUCGAACAGCUCAACUUGGUCAAUCAUUUCUAUCAGUUCUCCCUUCGGUUCUUCCUCGACAUCUUUGAGUUCAUCCUUCACCACAACCCAAAUCUCCAAGGUGUCACCGAUCAUAAUACGCGUCGUGAGAUCCUGAUGAAGGAUCUGUUCCUCACCGUCUUCAAGCGAACCUCAAGGGCUCUUUUCCAUCGCGACCAUGUCAUGCUUGCUGUGCUCCUUGCGCAAGUCAAAGUACGCGGCUCCGAGGAGAUUUCUGACGAGUUGGAGUUCCUGCUCGAAAGUGGGGAUGGUACCACAGCAGCUGCGGGUUCGGCGUCGGAGAACGCGCUGGCUGGUCUCACGUCGGAGCAGCAGCACCGCUUAGAGGUGUAUGCGAAACAACCCCUGUUCAGACCCGUUCAGAACCAUAUUGCGGAACACGAGGAAGAAUGGGCUACAUUCCUCCAGUCAAGUACUCCGGAGACCUCUGUCCCUUCACCAUGGGAGCCUAGCACUCCCUCUGUGGAUGCUCUUCGCUCGCUACUCGUCAUCAAGUGUCUCCGACCCGAUCGUCUGCUGCAAGCCACCGCAGGAUUCGUUCGCGUCUCAUUCGGCAUUGAUGUCGGCGUGGAAGCGGCGUACGACCUUGCCGCCAUGGUGGCCACCGAGAUCCCCGCUCAGACACCUCUCGCUUUGGUUUCCGUCACUGGAUACGAUGCCAGUUACCGCGUAGAGAGUCUCGUCCAAAACACGCAGUCUCGAUGCACCUCUGUAGCAAUGGGUUCACAGGAAGGUUUCUCUCUUGCAGACCAGGCCAUCGCCACAGCCUCGCGGCAAGGUACAUGGGUGUUGCUCAAGAACGUCCAUCUUGCGCCGUCAUGGCUCGGCCAGCUCGAAAAGAAGUUGCAGACCCUCAAUGCUCAUCGCAAUUUCCGUCUAUUCUUGACUAUGGAGGCGAACCCAUCUAUCCCUGUCAACAUUCUACGUCAAUCCCGCAUCAUCAUGAACGAGCCUCCCCCUGGAAUCAAAGCCAAUCUCCUUGACUCCCUUCGCAGCAUUCCAUCUAACCGUCUUUCACAAGGGCCCGCCGAGAAGGUCCGCCUAUAUUUCCUGCUUGCCUGGUUCCAUGCUGUCACACAAGAACGUCUUCGCUAUGUACCCCUUGGCUGGAGCAAGCCGUACGAUUUCAACGAUUCCGAUAUGGCGUCCGCCUUCACUACAAUCGACGCAUGGUGUCGCUCGGUUGCGAAGGGCAAAGCGAACAUCGACCCUGCGCUCAUUCCAUGGGAUGCUCUUCGAACGCUCAUCAAACAGUCCGUGUACGGUGGACGUGUGGAUAGCGACUUCGAUCAGAGGAUCCUGGACGCGUUUGUCGACAAUCUGUUCACUCCGGCAGCUUACAACGUCGAUUUCAACCUUGUUCCAAACACAGGUGCCAGUCAAACGUUGACAGCUCCUGAGGGAACGAAGAUCGAUCAAUUCCUGGCGUGGGUCAGAGGCUUGCCAGAUCGCGAACCUCCAUCGUGGCUGAGCUUGCCGCCGACUGCAGAGCGUGUCAUUGCUGUGGCGCAAGGUAAUGAGCUCUUGGGCAAACUUCGGAAGAUGAGAACACUGGCAGACGACGACGACGAUGCUACUCCUGCGGCUGGGCCAUCAAUGGGACAAACGUCGCAACAGCCGGCAUGGAUGCGAACCCUCCUGGACAAGUGCCGUGAAUGGUUGGCUCAGCUCCCAUCGAGUUUCAACGUUUUGACAAAGCAGACUGGGGACAAUCAAGAUCCGCUCUAUCGUUUGUUCGCUCGUGAGGGCAGCAUUGGCAAAAACCUCCUUGGGCAGGUCAGGAAGGAUCUUGCCGAUGUCGUCAAGGUUUGUGAGGGCGAGCUGAAGCAGACUAAUCAUCUGCGUACGUUGAUGAGUUCGCUGACGAAAGCCACGAUCCCAGUCCAUUGGCGGCGAUACAAGGUCAAGAGGACCAUGGCCGUCUCUGAGUGGAUCCCGGACUUGGCUCGUCGACUCGCCCAGCUCGACAAUCUUGCUUCGCUAGAUACGCUCUCGAACAUCGAAAUCUGGCUCGGAGGUCUGUUCUUCCCCGAAGCCUAUAUCACUGCGACGAGGCAGGCCGUGGCACAUCGCAAGAAGUGGAGUUUGGAGACGCUUCACUUGCGCCUCGACAUUGAGCGCAUGAACGACCCUGAGGCCUUUAUUGUUGAUGGACUGGUUCUGGAGGGUGCUUCGUGGGCCGAAGAUCAAUUGUUCUUGAACGACGGGGAGUCCGUUCGGCUUAACCCGUCUCAGAUUCGUUGGAUCCAAGCCGAUGCGGAGAAGACGGAAGAGGAGAAGUUGUUCGUCAACCUGCCGAUCUACUUGAACAAUGAUCGUAGCGAUGUUAUGUUUACGGUGGAUCUACCGUUCGAUAGUGCGGCGGGAUCGUUGGUGGCGACGAGAGCUGUGUGUUUGACUGCCGGUGGUUAG
Stereum hirsutum FP-91666 SS1 is the source of this 10377-nucleotide messenger RNA. Its product is annotated as dynein heavy chain protein 1. The transcript has 20 exons. Gene Ontology annotation, molecular function: dynein intermediate chain binding; minus-end-directed microtubule motor activity; ATP hydrolysis activity. Bases 1 to 10377 code for a protein of 3458 amino acids. The record is from RefSeq and is a predicted model, not a curated record. Lineage: Eukaryota; Fungi; Basidiomycota; Agaricomycetes; Russulales; Stereaceae. Gene Ontology annotation, cellular component: dynein complex. Gene Ontology annotation, biological process: microtubule-based movement.